AUCCCUCAUCCUUCGCCACCAGAUCCUCACAUCCUUCAACCACCAGAUCCUUCACGUCCUUCAACUUCCAGAUCCCUCGUCCUUCAACUACCAGAUCCCUCAUCCUUCAACCACCUGGUGUACGCCAGCCCAACCACAGAUCCUCCAUCAACCCAACCACAGAUCCUCACAUCCUUCAACCACCAGAUCCUUCACGUCCUUCAACACCAGAUCCCUCACGUCGCCCAACUACCAGAUCCCUCACAUCCCAACCCAACCCACCAGAUCCUUCACGUCAGCCCAACCACCAGAUUCUGCAAUCCGUCAACCACAAAUUCCUCACAUCCUUCAACCCUGCAGAUCCCUCACAUCCUUCAACCACAGAUCCUCACAUCCUUCAACCACCAGAUCCAUCCACAUCCCUUCAACCACCAGCUCCCUCCCAUCCUUUAACCACCAGAUCCUUCGUCCUUCAACCCUGCUCCCUCAUCCUUCAACCACCAGAUCCCUCACAUCCUUCAACCACCAGAUCCUUCACGUCCUUCAACCACCAGAUCCCUCACGUCCUUGAACCACCAGAUCCUUCACGUCCUUCAACCACCAAAUUCCUCACAUCCUUCAACCACCAGAUCCUUCACAUCCUUCAACCAUCAGAUCCUUCACGUCCUUCAACCAACUUAUCCUUCACGUCCUUCAACCACCAGAUUCCUCACAUCCUUCAACCACCAGAUCCCUCACGUCCUUCAACCACCAGAUCCUCCACAUCCCUCAUCCUUAAACCACCAGAUCCCUCCGUCCUUCAACCACCAGAUCCUCCAUCCUUCAACCACAGAUCCCUCAGUCCUUCAACCACCAGAUCCCUCGUCCUUCAACUACAGAUCCCUCACAUCCCAAACCACCAGAUCCUCAUCCUUCAACCACCAGAUCCUCCACGUCCUUCAACCACCAGAUCCUUCGUCCUUCAACCCACAGAUCCCUCACGUCCUUCAACCACCAGAUCCUCAAAUCAACCACCAGAUCCCUCACGUCCUUCAACCACCAGAUCCUCGUCCUUCAACACAGAUCCUCCAUCCUUCAACACCAGAUCCUCCACAUCCCUUCAACCACCAGAUCCCUCACGUCCUUCAACCACCAGAUCCUCAUCCUUCAACACCAGAUCCCUCACGUCCUUCAACCACCAGAUCCCUCAAGUCCUUAAACCACCAGAUCCCUCACGUCCUUCAACCACCAGAUCCCUCAUCCUUAAACCACCAGAUCCUCGUCCUUCAACCACCAGUCCCUCCGUCCUUCAACCACCAGAUCCUCACGUCCUUCAACCACCAGAUCCCUCACGUCCUUCAACCACCAGAUCCUUCGUCCUUCAACCACCAGAUCCCUCGUCCUUCAACCACCAGAUCCUUCGUCCUACCAGAUCCCUCCGUCCUUCAACCACAGAUCCCUCACGUCCUUCAACCACCAGAUCCUCCACGUCCUUCAACCACCAGAUCCCUCAUUCCUUCAACACCAGUCCUAUCCUUCAACCACCAAUCCGUCCUUCAACCACCGGAUCCCUCACAUCCUUCAACCACCAGAUCCCUCACGUCCUUCAACCACCAGAUCCCUCACGUCCUUCAACCACCAGAUCCCUCAAAUCCUUAAACCACCAGAUCCCUCACGUCCUUCAACCACCAGAUCCUCAUCCUUCAACCACCAGAUCUCCGUCCUUCAACCACCAGAUCCUCCGUCCUUCAACCACCAGAUCUCACGUCCUUCAACCACCAGAUCCCUCCAUCCUUCAACCACCAGAUCCCUCGUCCUUCAACCACCAGAUCCUCGUCCUUCAACCACCAGAUCUCAAAUCCUUAAACCACCAGAUCCUCACGUCCUUCAACCACCAGAUCCUCGUCCUUCAACCACCAGAUCCUUCACGUCCUUCAACCACCAGAUCCCUCGUCCUUCAACUACAGAUCCUCAAAUCCUUAACCACCAGAUCCUCGUCCUCCAACUACCAGAUCCUCAAAUCCUUAAACCACCAGAUCCCUCAUCCCUCAAAUCCUAAACCACCAGAUCCCCACGUCCUUCAACCACCAGAUCCCUCAUCCCUUCAACCACCAGAUCCCUCACGUCCUUCAACCACCAGAUCCCUCAGUCCUUUGUACAGAUCCUCCACAUCCUUCAACCACCGGAUUCUCAUCCUUCAACCACUAGAUCCUCACAUCCUUCAACCACCAGAUCCUUCACGUCCUUCAACCACCAGGUGCCUCACGUCCUUCAACCACCAGAUCCUUCGUCCUUCAACCACCAAUUCUUCGUCCUUCAACCACGAUUCCUCACAUCCUUCAACCACCAGAUCCUCCAUCCUUCCAUCAGAUCCUUCGUCCUUCAACCACGGUGCCUCCGUCCUUCAACCACCAGAUUCCUCACAUCCUUCAACCACCAGAUCCUCACAUCCUUCAACCACCAGAUCCUCCACGUCCUUCAACCAAGCUUCACGUCCUUCAACCACCAGAUCCUUCACGUCCUUCAACCACCAGAUUCUCAUCCUUCAACCACCAGAUCUCCACGUCCUUCAACUCACCAGAUCCCUCACAUCCUUCAAUCACCAGAUCCUUCGUCCUUCAACCACCAGAUUCCUCACGUCCUUCAACACCCAGAUCCCUCACGUCCUUCAACCACCAGAUCCUCUCAUUCAACCCCAGAUCCUUCACGUCCUUCAACCACCAGAUUCUCGUCCUUCAACCACCAGAUUCCUCACGUCCUUCAACCACAAGAUCCUUCACGUCCUUCACUACCAGAUCCUCAUCCUUCAACCACCAGAUCCUCACAUCCUUCAACCACCAGAUCCUUCACGUCCUUCAACACCAGAUCCUCACGUCCUUCAACCACCAGAUCCUCACAUCCUUCAACCAGAUCCUCCACGUCCCUUCAACCACCAAAUUCCUCACAUCCUUCAACACCAGAUCCUCACAUCCUUCAACCACCAGAUCCCUCACAUCCUUCAACCACAGAUCCUCCACGUCCUUCAACACCAGAUCCUCGUCCUUCAACCACCAGAUCCCUCCAUCCUUCAACCAGAUCCUUCACCGUCCUUCAACCACCAGAUCCCUCACAUCCUUCACCACCAGGUCCUCACGUCCUUCAACCACCAGAUCCUUCAUUUAAAUCCAUAG
Homarus americanus (American lobster) is the source of this 3128-nucleotide messenger RNA. RefSeq names its product extensin-like. NCBI's taxonomy places the organism in Eukaryota, Metazoa, Arthropoda, Malacostraca, Decapoda, Nephropidae. The record is from RefSeq and is a predicted model, not a curated record. The transcript has 4 exons. The annotation marks the transcript as partial.